Molecule: messenger RNA, 4197 nt
Organism: Saccostrea echinata
Lineage: Eukaryota; Metazoa; Mollusca; Bivalvia; Ostreida; Ostreidae
Product: cohesin subunit SA-1-like
Exons: 33
Coding region: 69-3755 (1228 amino acids)
Biological process (GO): sister chromatid cohesion
Cellular component (GO): nucleus; cohesin complex; chromatin
Molecular function (GO): chromatin binding
Source: RefSeq, a predicted model, not a curated record
GUGAUAAAUUGUUUACUUCCGGCAAGUUGCUUCAGAUAGCUUCCCGCCAAACAAAGAAUAAUUUCAGAAUGCGGGGUGCAAGGAAGGCAAAGACGAAAGCCAAGUCUACUGUACAGGGGGCAUUCGUUGAGGCCACAUCAGAUUUACCAAUUCCAGAAAAUGACUCUGACAGUGACUUUGAGGAACCAAUGUCAGUAUCUGGGGCUGGCAGUGGCAGAGGGAGGAAAAGGGGGUCCGGCCGAGGGGGCAGUUCUGUUAAGCGACCCAGACAAGCUGGAGCUUCAGGGAGGAGCAGAAAAAAGAGUGGGGAGGAAGAAGACACAGGGACAGGCUCGUUGUUUGACAUUGUAAAGAGCGGAAAGGCAACACUGCAGAUAACAGUUGAUGAAUGGAUUGAAUCCUACAAAAAUGACCGUGACACAGCCCUAGUGGAGCUGAUUCAGUUUUUUAUCCAGGCCUCAGGCUGUAAAGGAACCAUAACUCCAUUUAUGUAUGCUAACCAAGAACAUGCUGAGAUCAUUCGAAAAAUGACUGAAGAAUUUGACGAGGACAGUGGAGACUACCCUCUUAUUAUGUCAGGCCCUAACUGGAAGCGUUUCCGGGUGAAUUUCUGUGAGUUUGUGCAGGUGCUUGUUCGACAGUGUCAGUACAGUAUCAUCUAUGACCAGUACAUGAUGGACAAUAUCAUCUCUCUUCUGACCGGACUGACCGACUCACAGGUCCGAGCCUUCCGUCACACUAGUACUCUGGCAGCUAUGAAGUUGAUGACAGCUUUAGUAGAUGUAGCAUUAAAUCUUAGCAUAAACCUGGAUAACACACAGAGACAAUAUGAAGCAGAGAGACAGAAACAGCAACCAAAGAGAGCAAAUGAUCGAUUGGAGAUGUUGUUACAGCGAAGACAAGAGCUUGAAGAAAACCAAGCAGAAAUUAGAAACAUGUUGACCUACAUCUUCAAAGGAGUUUUUGUCCACAGAUACAGGGACUCACAGCCUGAGAUUCGCUCCAUCUGUAUGUCAGAGAUUGGGAUCUGGAUGAAGAAGUAUCCCAACAUGUUUUUGGAUGAUGGAUAUCUCAAGUAUGUGGGAUGGACACUGUAUGACAAGAAUGGGGAUGUACGCUUGUGUUGUCUGAAGAGUCUCCAAGCUUUAUAUGAAACGGAAGAACUGGCCACAAAGAUGGAACUGUUUACUAACAGGUUUAAGGACCGUAUUGUAGAGAUGACCCUGGAUAAAGAGCAUGAAGUGGCCGUCCAAGCCAUUAAACUGGUCAUCAGUAUUCUCAAAUUUAAUGAGCAGAUUCUGGCAGACAAGGACUGUGAGAAUGUUUACGAGUUAGUGUAUUCAUCUCACAGACAUGUGGCUCAGGCUGCCGGGGAAUUCCUUAACGCCAAGCUCUUCAGGCGAGACGAGAGUACAAAUAAACUCAAAAUUCACAGGGGCAAGAAGCAGAGUCUAAAUACACCUCUGUUACGAGAUCUGGUGCAGUUCUUUAUAGAAAGUGAGUUACAUGAACAUGGUGCUUAUCUAGUGGACAGUUUGUGGGAAAUAAAUGAUAUGAUGAAGGACUGGGAGUGCAUGACUGACUUACUACUGGAGGAACCAUCCAAAGGGGAAGAAUUUAUGGAUGACAAACAAGAGACAAGCCUGAUUGAGAUCAUGGUGUGUUGUGUUCGUCAGGCUGCAACAGGGGAAUCCCCUGUGGGAAGAGGCACCAGUAAAAAGCUGACAUCCAAAGAACACAAACAGGUGCUUGAAGACAAGACAAGAUUGACAGAACAUUUCAUAUCAACACUGCCCCAGCUCUUGUUAAAGUAUCUAAUGGAUGCUGAAAAAGUGGCCAAUCUCCUCCAGAUCCCUCAGUACUUUGAUUUAGAUAUCUACACAACUAGCAGGCAGGAGAAGAAUCUGGAGCUUCUGUUGAGGUACCUACAUGAGAUCAUGGAGAAACACACUGACUCAGAAGUAUUAGAAGCGGCCUCUAAGUGUUACGAGUGUCUCUGUGGGGAGGAAUACGCCAUCGCUGGAAAGUGUGACGUAGCAAGGAAAACACUUAUAGACAGUCUCAUCGCUAAGUUCAAGGAAUCAAUGCAUGACUUCUUUGCUGAGGGAGAGGAACCUGACGACGAUGAAAUCUUUGCCCUUUUGGCCUGUCUAAAGCGUAUAGAGGCCCUGUACAGUUGUCAUGAUUUAAACAGCUGGGACAUCUGGGAUGAUCUUUUUCACAUCAUUAAGUCUGGCAAUGACAGCCAGGGAAUUCCAGAAGAGAUUGUUUGUAAGGCUCUGGCAUGUGCGAGCCAAGCAUUGCUGUGGUACCUGAACAAACUUGACGAGUCGAACCCUAACAAGGACGAGAUGCGAGCCCUGAGGAAACGGCUGAAUGACAUGAUGACUUACUGCCAUGACCUACUUUUCCACCAGCAAGACAAAGUCGGAGAAGAGGCAUACAUAACAAUUUGUGAUUUGUUGGUGAUGUUUAGUCGACAUCUUGGUGAGAUUAAUGAAGUGAUGAAACCACUUGUGUAUGAACCAGACAAGAAUCUCCAACAACAGCUCAGCAACUUCUUGACAGAGAAAGUCUUCAUUGAGGAUGAUGAUGAAGACAUUGAUGAGAAUGUUAAGAUAGAGGAGCUUCACAAAAGACGGAAUUUCUUGGCCUCAUUCUGUAAACUGGUCAUCUACAACAUUGUACAGAUCAGGAUGGCCGCAGACAUGUUUAAACACUACAUGAAGUUUUACAAUGAUUAUGGGGACAUCAUUAAAGCCACACUAGGAAAAGCCAGAGAAAUCAACAAGGUCUCUACAGCCAAAACACUGGCUCUAAGCCUGACACAGUUAUACAGAGAGCUACAGAUGGAGAUGGGAACCGUAGACAGAUCAUCAGAGGCUUUCCAGUCCCUCAAGGAAUUGUCCAGGAGGUUUGCCCUGUCCUUUGGGUUGGAUCAGGUGAAGAACAGAGAGGCUGUGGCUGCUAUGCAUAAGGAGGGAAUUGUGUUCAGUUUACAUGUAGAUGAACAUCAUGACAUCAACACACCACCCCCUAAUCUCUCCUUCCUAGAGGUCAUCUGUGAGUUCACCAACAAACUGAUGAAACAGGAUAAAAAAGUGGUACUUCAGUACCUGGACAAGCACCUGCCUGGAGGGAUGAUGCCCCAGUCAAGGUCUGAGGAGUGGCAGUCGCUGUUUACAUACCGUAACAGUCUGGCCCAGGGAGAUGGGGAAGUCCACCCCAUCACACUCAAACAGGCCUCCCAGAGGCGCUAUGGCAACAAACGUAAACAGAUGGAUGUGUCAGACCACGACUCUAACAUGAGUGACUGGGUGGACAUGUCUGUUGGUACCCCUGCCCCGGGGGUGCCAGUUAUGGCCUCUACUGCCAUUAAAAGGCGCCGUAUGGAUGAGGAGAGUAUGGGAGGUGCAUCGGAGCAAGGCUCUGAAGACUUCCAGGAAUCGUACAUAAGUGGACCCCCUCAGGUACCCCAGAUGUCAUGGAUAGCUGGACAGAAAGGUCGACAGGACACACAGAGACAGAUGGAGCCGAUGUACAGUCACUACAGACAGACCAGCAACUUGCCACCCAUGGAAUCUGAAGGCAGUGAAGCCAGCAUUGGAGACUUUGAGAGUCCUCGAUCUCAAGUCAUGCCACCUGGUUACUAUGGAGAUGGCUCACAAAACAUUGAGGAUCAAUCACAUUCCGGGGCCAUGCAACACAUGACCCAGGCACAUUCACAGUCAGAGAUGGGUCAUCAUGGAUACUGAUGAAAAAGUUGUCAGAUCACCAGAUGUUACCUAGGAGAUUAUGACCUUGACCCAGAGUAUAUCUAUUAAUAUCCUAGAAAUAAAGCUGAUCUACUGGAAAGACACAAACCAAAAUGAUCUCAGCAUUGUCUUGACAUUCAAGUAAACAGUCAUGAACAUUUAGAUGUAAAGAACACUAAUGAUGGAAUUUAAUGUGUUGUUACAUUUAUUAUAAACUUUUGUCUUUAAUGUUAUAUUAGAAUAGUAUCUUGUGCUUCUGGCAUAUAGCUGUAUGUAAAUAUAUUGUAUUUGUGAAUUAUUUAUAGAUGAGAAUUAGAGAAGGUACUGACAGUGUAUCAUGAAAUAUGUUUUGAGUGCUGCUAGAUAUAUUGUGUUUUUUGAAAAGAUGUAAAUCACAUCAUUAGAAAUAUGUUGUAUCAAUCUGUUGUUUUAUCUAAUUAAA